CACUCUCCCAGUCUCCCUGUCCUCUCCAGAGUCUCCCCUGUCCUCUCUACAACUCCACAGCUCUUAUCCAGAGUCUCCCCUGUCCUCUCUACAGCUCCACAGCUCUUACGUCUACAAACAUGGGAGGAUCAGCCACCGUGGGAAUGGAAGAUCAACUCCACUCGCUUUCACUCCACCAUCAACCUCCUCCACCUCUCACAACUGACGUCCCCAUUAUCUCAUCCUACAACCACUGUAUCCGUCCUCUCCUCGACGCUGUGGACAAGCUCCGCCACCUCUCCAUCACCACCGAGGGUAUCCAGCUCCCCACCAUCGUGGUCGUGGGAGACCAGUCCUCCGGAAAGUCCAGCGUCCUCGAGUCCCUCGCCGCCAUCCACCUCCCCCGCGGGCAAGGCAUCUGCACCCGCGUCCCCCUCGUCAUGAAACUCCAACACCACACUUCUCCACAACCUCUUCUCCUCCUCGAAUUCAACAACAAAGUCGUCGAAACCGACGAAGCCAACGUCUCCGACGCCAUCAGCCUCGCCACCGCCGAGAUCGCCGGCGGCGGUAAGGGUAUUUCCGACACCGCUCUCACCCUCAUCGUCAAAAAACAAGGCGUUCCCGAUCUGACUAUGGUCGACCUUCCCGGAAUCACUCGAGUGCCCGUUCAAGGCCAGCCGGAGAAUAUAUAUGACCAGAUCAAGGACAUCAUCAUGAAGUACAUUACACCUGAUGAGAGCAUCAUUCUGAACGUUCUCUCCGCCACCGUCGACUUUGCCACCUGCGAAUCCAUUAGGAUGUCCCAGAGCGUGGACAAGUCCGGCAAGAGGACUCUCGCGGUGGUGACGAAGGCGGACAAGGCCCCCGAGGGCCUCCUCGAGAAGGUCACCGCCGACGACGUCAAUAUCGGCCUCGGCUACGUCUGCGUCAGGAACCGAAUCGGCGAGGAGACCUACGAGGAGGCCCGCAGGGAAGAAGAGAAACUGUUCGACGCCCAUUCCCUUCUCUGCAAACUCGACAAAUCCAUCGUGGGCAUUCCCGUUUUGGCGCAGAAACUUGUUCACAUUCAAGCCGCGAGCAUAUCCAGGAACCUGCCGACAAUCGUGAAGAACAUCAACGAAAAGUUGAGAUCGAACAUUGCAGAGCUGAAUAGGAUACCGAAGCAUAUAGCGUCGGCCGCGGAGGCCUUAACCACCUUCAUGCGUAUCGUUGGAGCUGCGAAAGAAUCCUUAAAUAAAAUCUUGCUUAGAGGAGAGUUUGACGAGUUCCCGGAUGACGUUGACAUGCACUGCACCGCUAGAUUGGUGGAAAUGCAGGAUCGCUACUCGAGCGAGCUACACCAGUGCGAGGAAAACAGUCAGGGGAGGCAUUGUUUGAGGGAGGAGAUCCAACUUUUGCAGGAAAGCAGAGGGAUUAAGCUCCCAAAUUUCCUCCCUCGUCCUGUGUUUCUCAUGAUUCUUCAGAAGAAGGUGGAGGGGAUAUCGAAUGCGCCGGUGGGGUUUGUGGAAAAGGUGUGGAGUUACGUGGAUGGAGUUGUGCUCUCUGUACUGAUGCUUCACUGUGAGAACUACCCCCAGCUUCAGAAGUAUACGGCGCUCGCCGGGCGGAAACUCCUCGGAAAGAUGAAGGAGAGAUCGGGUAAGUGGGUGGAUGAGAUGAUGGAGAUGGAGAAGCUGACUGAUUACACGUGCAGUCCAGAGUACUUAUCUGACUGGAACAAGCUGAUGGGUCAGCUGGAGUCGUUUAUGAAGAAUGUGUCAAUGAAUAGAGGAUGGAGCUCGAAAAUGAUGACGAUAGAGGGGUUCGGGGAGAUUGAGGUUGGGGAGCUUGGGGAUUAUUCAGAGGAGACGAUCCGACAAGCGUUCGAUCUGAAAAUGAGGGUAAGGGCGUACUGGAAGAUAGUGCUGAGGAGGAUGGUGGACGCCAUGGCUCUGCAUUUGCAGCUGUGCUUGAGGAAUAUGGUGAACAGGGAAUUGGAGGCGGAGAUAGUAGAGGAGGUGAUGGGGCGUGGCGGUACUGGUGGGAUUGAGAGCAUGCUGGAGGAAUCGCCCAGUGCGGCUGCAAAGAGACUGAAGCUGAAUAAGAGUAUUGAGCUGCUGAAGAAGUCCAAGGAGGUAUUGGCCACCGUCGUGCAUAUGUAACACCUUCACUCUUGAUUCCUAGCUAGCACUUUGCUCCCUGCGUUAGGAAGAAUAGUUUCAUUUUGCUUAGUUUCCUUUUGGUUGCAGCUUACUUAUAUGCAUGUAGAUCUAUUAAGCGUCUUAUCUAUCAAAAUUUGUCUUAUGGUUUUCUUCAAAA
Molecule: messenger RNA, 2280 nt
Organism: Malania oleifera
Lineage: Eukaryota; Viridiplantae; Streptophyta; Magnoliopsida; Santalales; Ximeniaceae
Product: dynamin-related protein 4C-like
Exons: 1
Coding region: 120-2123 (667 amino acids)
Cellular component (GO): microtubule; membrane; cytoplasm
Molecular function (GO): microtubule binding; GTP binding; GTPase activity
Source: RefSeq, a predicted model, not a curated record